Molecule: messenger RNA, 1804 nt
Organism: Eriocheir sinensis (Chinese mitten crab)
Lineage: Eukaryota; Metazoa; Arthropoda; Malacostraca; Decapoda; Varunidae
Product: demethylmenaquinone methyltransferase-like
Exons: 7
Coding region: 333-1010 (225 amino acids)
Source: RefSeq, a predicted model, not a curated record
CACGGUUGAGUCCCUCCAAAAAAAUUCCUCAACAAAGCCGAUUUGGGACGCCAUGAUUGAGGCAAAUCAGCUGGCGGUUGACUGUGUCAAGAGCCUAGAAGACGCGCUCUGGCUUCCAGGGGGCUGUAUGCAAAAGCACCAGGUGAAGACAGCUUUCGAGUUGUUUUUUUACUUAUUUAAUAUUUCAGAGAAGAACCGCCGUUCUGCCCUUCCUUUGGCCUUCAAACCGAGCGGGAAGUUGGUUGACCUCGUCUCAGAGUUAGAAGUCAAGGUUCAGGAACACCCUCACCAUCAACCCCUCGCAACGGCCGCAGCACUGCAAGCACAAGAUAAUGUCUGAGGGCGGCAGCCGGGGCGACGUGGCAAUGAGGGCGAACGAGAACGUCCACAGGCCGGGGAUUACGCCGGAGGAGAUGGCGGCCGGCUACGACGAGUGGUCCGAGAACUACGAGGAGAUGAUGAUCUGGAAAGGCGGGUACCGUGGCCCCGCCAUCACGCUGGAGGAGGCGCUGCGUUGGGUACCCCCGGAGCGGCGAGCCAAGGCCAGGGUGCUGGACGUGGCCGCCGGGACGGGCUGCGUGGGCCGCGAACUCCACCGGGAAGGCUUCAGGCACAUAGACGCUGUGGACCCGUCGGAGGGCAUGAUGAAGCAGCGGGAGACUGGCAUCUAUACCAACGACUUCCUGGAGUUUAUCGGCAGCGGACACUCCACCGUGCCCAAAGACACAUACGACCUGGUGGUCACCUCGGGCGGUAUGGGCGAAGGUCACAUCUCACACAGUGGCCUCGACGACGUUGUGCGCGUCGCAAAGAACGGAGGUUUCGUGAUCAUCGUGAUGCGCCAUGAGUUCCUACAGACCGUGCCUUCCUACAAGGACAAGCUGGAGCCUUACAUGGACCAGCUGGAGGCGGACGGGAAGUGGAAGAAGGUGAAGCGGCGCAUCGUCCCAAACUAUUUAUGUGACAAGGAGGGUCUCGUCUUCGUCUUCCGCAUCACUAAGCCUGAGUGAGGAGGAAGAGGAGGGAAGGGAAAGGAGAGAGAUGAAGAGGAGGAGUUAUAGUGGUGCUGUGCCAAGGCUGUCUCUGUGUAACAGCCUUGGCUUUCGUCGCGGCACCCGAGACUGAGGUGUGAAUUAUCGUGCUCUGGCAACCUGGCGUCAUGGCGUCUACGAUGUUAUAUGAUAGUCUACGCAUAGGGCACAUUUGUCAGUAUUAAUCAUAUUAUUGAAAUUGUCGUAAAAGUCUGUUUUAGUUUAUAAGACUGAGGCUGCAGAAUCCUUAACCUCAGACCUUGCUAUCAUCUCCGAUUGGGAUAAAAGGAAACUUUGGGUUUUUGUGUCCUUCAAUGCCUCAAAAACCCAAUUUAUCCACCUUUCAACUCGACACAAUCUGCCAAACACCUAUCCCCUAUUCUUCAACUACACUCAGCUGUCACCUUAUAAUUCUUCAGAACUAAAUAUCCUCGGUCUAUCCUCAACUCAAAAUCUUAACUGGAAACUUCUCAUCUCUUCUCUCACUAAAUCAGCUUCCUCGAGGUUGGGCGUUCUGUAUCGUCUCCUCCAGUUCUUCUGCCCCGCACCGCUGCUAUCCAUAUACAAGGGCCUUGUCCGCCCUCGUAUGGAGUAUGCAUCGCACGUGUGGGGGGCUCCACCCACACAGCUCUUCUCUAUCUUUCGGCCACUCCUCUGUUGUAAAAAAAAAUAAGGUCGCUGAUUAUGUAGCUGUAUGCGUGUGUGCAUGUGUAAUGGCAAGUUGCCAGAACACGAUAACGAAGACCUCAGACUCGUGUGCUGCGACUAUAGUA